AUGCCUACUGUCUCUGAAAUUACGGGUACGAUGAUACAAAAGGACGACAGGCUUUCAAUGCUUUCUUUCUUCACGGCUUUGGUCAUCAUUUUAGUUACAACUCGUUCCAUUUCUCAUGAUGAGAUUGAAUACAUUACGUUCACUGAUUCGAUUUGUUUGACGUCAGAAUUCAACAUAUCACGAGAUAACUUUGUUCUCCAAACUGAAACACGAAUCGAGCUGAAGAUGUCGUUUCCAAAUUGUGAAGAUUCUUGGAGGAUGUGCGUGAAACAACAAGGCCGAAUGGGCGAACUUCAACUGAUUGAUGACGAUCGAACAUGGAUUAACACAGCGGAGACGAUGAAAGAGCAUUACAUGCCACUUUUCUUGCAGAUUACUAUACUUAUUGUUUUAUUUGCAAUGUCUGCUCUGUUCUCCGGUUUGAACCUCGGACUUAUGUCAUUGUCUAUUCAAGAGCUGAAACUGAUUAUUAAAAGUGGCUCGAAAAAGAAAGCGAAAUACGCGAAGAUAAUCUUGCCUGUAAGGAAAAUGGGCAAUUAUCUUCUGUGCACCAUCUUAAUCAUGAACGUGGUGGUGAACGCCGCAAUCUCAAUUCUGUUCGAAGAUCUCACAUCUGGUAGUGUUGCAUUUAUUACCGCAUCACUGGGAAUAGUCGUGUUUGGUGAGAUCGUUCCACAAAGUGCAUGUGUGAAGUAA
Messenger RNA from Angiostrongylus costaricensis, 696 nucleotides. The record is from the annotation of a GenBank genome assembly. Lineage: Eukaryota; Metazoa; Nematoda; Chromadorea; Rhabditida; Metastrongylidae.